CUAGGCAUAGAGAUUACUCUUGAAGAUCAGGAAAAAAAAUGUUAAAAUUAAGACCGGAUAUAAACGGGAACACAUCAACCUUGGCUGUGACAUGGAUUUUGAUAUUGCUGGACCUUCAAUACGUGGAGCCUUUGUGUUGGCAGGUUACCAAAUGACUUCUGAGAUGACUAAAUCCAGAGUAACCCAGAGCAACUUCGCUGCUGGUUAUAAGACUGAUGAAUUCCAGCUUCACACUCAUGUGAAUGAUGGCACAGAAUUUGGAGGCUCCAUUUAUCAGAAGAUGAAUGAUAAAUUGGAAACUUCUGUCAACCUUGCUUGGACAGCUGGAAAUAGCAACACGCACUUUAGAAUAGCAGCCAAAUAUCAGAUUGACCCCAAUGCAUCUUUCUCUGCUAAAGUGAACAACUCCAGUCUGAUUGGUUUAGGAUACACUCAGACUUUGAAGCCAGGUAUCAAACUAACAUUGUCAGCUUUGUUGGAUAGCAAGAAUAUCAAUGCGGGUGGACACUAACUUGGUCUAGGAUUGGAAUUUGAAGCAUAAAAAGAGAUUAUACAAUCACUAAAUUGAAAAUACUUUACAGUAUAGCUACCUUCAGAAUUUAGUGAACCUUUUAAUGUUUUACGUCUGGGAUGCAAGUAUUGUUAUGUUUCAGUCAUGUUAAACCUGGUUAAAGACAGCUAAGCUUUAAAGUGUUGUUCUUUGAGAAGAAAACAUUAAACACAAUCCUAAUUCCAGGCUUGUUGCCCAUCACAGCUGCUAAUUACAACUUUACA
Messenger RNA from Caretta caretta (loggerhead turtle), 774 nucleotides. The record is from RefSeq and is a predicted model, not a curated record. Lineage: Eukaryota; Metazoa; Chordata; Testudines; Cheloniidae.